Molecule: messenger RNA, 330 nt
Organism: Cetraspora pellucida
Lineage: Eukaryota; Fungi; Glomeromycota; Glomeromycetes; Diversisporales; Gigasporaceae
Source: the annotation of a GenBank genome assembly
ACGAUUCUAUAAUUACUAAUUCAAUUGAUGGUAAAAAUAAUGAUGUUCAAUCUAUGUCUACACAAUUGAUGCAUGAUAAUAAAGAUAAAAUCAAAUUAUUAUUUGAAAUAGACGAUAUUAUAAAAUUUACUAAUUUAGUUGAUAAUAAUAAUGGAUCAACACAAAUAUUUGAAGAAUAUAAAUCCAUACUUCUUGAUGCGCUCAAAAUUGUACAAGAACAAGAAAAUGCUAACAACAUACAAUGGACACAGUCUGUUCAAGGAAGUUUCAGAGGCAUUCAAAAUUUAGUAACAGAUAUUCAAUCCUAUAGAAGAAGGCUAACCAACCCGC